Messenger RNA from Effrenium voratum, 1512 nucleotides. The record is from the annotation of a GenBank genome assembly. Lineage: Eukaryota; Dinophyceae; Suessiales; Symbiodiniaceae.
AUGGGCAAUGCGUUCGGCUUCGGUUCGGCGGAGUCAAUGGGAAAUGUAGCUGUGGAGCAUGAGAAUAUUUGCGGGCGAAUGGGCAAUGCACUCUGUGGAGUUUGUGUUGGUCUUGUCUUUUUCUUUGGGUCAAUUUUCUUGCUGGGCUGGAAUGAGUUCAAUUAUGUGAGGAAUCAGGCCAUCCUUUUGAAAGUUGACAAGGAAGUGGUUGAAGCAGGAUGUGUACCGAGCUCGGCCAAUGCCGACAAAGCCAUUUGGGCUUCGUGCCAGAUAAUGCGCGUCUACGAUUUUGGAAGUGAUAGUCGGGUGAAGAGCCUAGGCCUAUCCUUCUCCGACAAAUUGGAGGGCUCUUGGUUCAGGGCCGAAUCGCACAUUUUUCAAUGGGUGGAGGACAAGGAGUGCGAAACUCAUUCCACAGCUGGCGGCGGCAAGACAAAAAUUUGCACCUAUGACUACAACGUGCAGUGGGUCUCGUCUCCAGUAGCAUCCUCGAGCUUUUACUGCUAUCCCAAUUGGCGUUCUGGCUGCCAGCGGAGUGGCUCGGAGAUUCAGAAUACGGGAAGCUUGCCCCAGGCUUUACAGCAAACCAUCCGCGCGCCGGAUGGCCAAGUUGGAAUGGGCCAGUCGAAGGAUACCAUGUACCUCCUGAACAGCGGAGAGCUCGGUGUCUUUCAGUCUGAACCCGUGUCGGUUGAAUCAGGGCAGCAGGCCAGCCCGCUCCUUCCCAACAAGCAAGUGGUUGUGACGGGCGGUGGUGUUCAGUUCAGCACCUACCCAGGGCGAGAUUCCAUCGGAGAUGUUCGAACUACGUUCACCCAAUCCAACAUCCAGACGGGUAACACUCAGGUCUCGGUCAUUGCCAAGCAACGUGGCACACCUUCGUCAGGAGAUGUAUCCUUGAAUCCCUGGGAUACAAAGCUACCUGGCUCGAUGUCCGUGGUGAACUGGGCUACACUUGGUAGCUCUUCCAAGUCAGAGAUGAUAAAAUCGAAGCAGUCAGAGAACGGCGUCCUUGUGAUUAUGUUGCGAUUCCUGGGCUUCAUUCUGAUGGUAGUUGGCCUUCAGCUUGUUACAGGUCCCAUUGCCCUGAUGCCUCAGGUUGUCCCGUGCAUUGGGGAGAUGCUAGGGGAGGUUGUAGGAUGCGCGCUUUGUUGCAUCAACUCACUGAUCUCGCUGGCGUUGUCGCUGACAGUGAUUGGCGCAGCUUGGCUGUUGGCGCGACCUUUGCUUGGCCUUGGGCUUUUGCUGGUGGCUGCAGCGGCAGUUUUCGGGGCAUAUGUGCUACGUGGCAAAUACCGCAGUGCUCGAUCCCCGUCAAUGACCCAGCCAAUCCUCGAGGAUGGUGCGCAGUUUCGGGGACAGCCGCAGCAGCCGCAGCAGAUUCAGGUCACUUGCCCUCAGGGUGUGUUUCCUGGCCAGCUCCUCAUGGUACAGUGCCCAGAUGGAAGCCAGCGGAAUGUGACUGUGCCGGCCGGUGUACAGCCCGGCCAAGCAUUUGUCGUCGCGCUUUGA